Messenger RNA from Aspergillus puulaauensis, 1200 nucleotides. Its product is annotated as TauD/TfdA family dioxygenase. The record is from RefSeq and is a predicted model, not a curated record. Gene Ontology annotation, molecular function: oxidoreductase activity. The coding region runs from base 1 to 1200 and encodes 399 amino acids. The transcript has 2 exons. Lineage: Eukaryota; Fungi; Ascomycota; Eurotiomycetes; Eurotiales; Aspergillaceae.
AUGGCCCCUGUUGCAGUUAUCGCGCCCGUGCCAGUUGGCCCGCCUGGCCAGCCUGAUAUCCAGUACCUGCCGGAUCCCAUCAAGUACGCCGCCCGCACAAAGCGACGCCAGCAGCAAGACCUCCCUCGGACGCUGCCAGAGGGGUUUCCGCAGAAGCUCGACUCUGAUCUCGCCUGGGAUGGAAAGGAUCUGGCCCAGGUAUACGACUGGAACUACCAUCUUACCGAAGAUGACCUGAAAGAAGUGGAGGCAGCUCUCCAGCACUUCAAGGCUCUGCACUUGCCUCUGGGGCUUGUCAACCAGGAAACGUUUCCCCUGCCAAAGCUACACGAGACUCUCCGCUCCAUCUCAAAGGAAAUCCAUGUAGGCCGCGGGUUCAAGGUAAUCCGCGGUGUCCCUGUCGACCAGCACACCCGCGAAGAGAACAUCAUCAUCUACGCAGGGAUCACCUCGCACAUCGGGCCAGUCCGCGGGCGUCAAGACACCAACUGGCAAGGCCAGCCGGCCGAUGUAGUCCUCGCGCACAUCACCGACCUCAGUCGCAAGGUCGACACCAUCACCAUCAAAGCGCCGGCGUAUACAACCGAGAAGCAGGUCUUCCACACUGACGCAGGCGACAUUAUCACUCUAUUCGCCCUCGAAGAGGCAGAGAGCGGCGGCCAGAGCUAUCUCUCUAGCAGCUGGCAUGUAUACAACGAGUUGGCCCGCACCAGACCCGAUCUCAUCCACACCCUUGCCGAGCCUUGGGUUACCGACCAGGGAAAGGAAGCCGUCAGUCGGUCGCUGCUGUAUCACCAGCCGGAAGAUGGUGAUUCUCCAGAGCGCUUGAUUAUUCAGUACGCCCGCCGUAACUUCACGGGAUACUGGGGGAAACCUCGCGCCGCGACCCUUCCGCCUAUCACCGAAGCCCAGGCAGAGGCCUUGGAUGCGCUGCAUUACCUCGCGGAGAAAUCGGCGGUGUCGCUUGACUUUCACAAGGGCGAUAUCCAGGUCGUCAACAAUCUUUCGAUUUUCCAUGCGCGCGCCGAGUUUACGGACUCUGAUGCGAAGCGUCGUCAUCUGGUUCGGCUGUGGCUCCGAGAUCCGGAGCUGGCUUGGAAGACACCCGAUGGGUUGAAGUCGCGGUGGGAAUAUGUGUAUGACGGGGUGUCUGCUGAGAAUUCGGUCUUUCCGCUGGAUCCUUUUGUGCGAAGUCAGUAA